Molecule: messenger RNA, 2674 nt
Organism: Salarias fasciatus (jewelled blenny)
Lineage: Eukaryota; Metazoa; Chordata; Actinopteri; Blenniiformes; Blenniidae
Gene: prkd1
Product: protein kinase D1
Exons: 21
Coding region: 158-2641 (827 amino acids)
Biological process (GO): intracellular signal transduction; phospholipase C-activating G protein-coupled receptor signaling pathway; protein phosphorylation
Cellular component (GO): cytosol
Molecular function (GO): protein serine/threonine kinase activity; ATP binding
Source: RefSeq, a predicted model, not a curated record
AGGGGGAGGAGGGGGAGGGGUGAUCUCCUUCCACAUCCAGAUCGGGCUGAGCCGGGAGCCGGUGCUGCUGGACGCCGCCGAGCUGAGCCUGAGCCAGGUCCGGGAGGUGGCCUGCUCCAUCGUGGACCAGAAGUUGCCGGAGUGUGGCUUCUACGGGAUGUACGAGAAGAUCCUGCUCUUCCGCCAUGACGCCGCCUCCGACAACAAGCUGCAGCUGCUGCGCUCGGCCUCGCAGAUCCAGGAGGGAGACCUGGUGGAGGCCGUGCUGUCAGCUUCAGCCACAGUGGAGGACUUCCAGAUCCGUCCUCACUGCCUGUUCGUCCACUCGUACCGAGCUCCGGCCUUCUGUGACCACUGCGGAGAGAUGCUGUGGGGACUCGUACGGCAGGGACUCAAAUGUGAAGGCUGCGGUCUGAACUAUCACAAGCGCUGUGCCUUUAAGAUCCCCAACAACUGCACCGGGGUGAGGAGGCGUCGGCCAUCCAAUGUCUCCCUGACCGGUGGGAUCAUCAACCUGGGCCGCCCACUGUCUGCCGAGCCUUCACCACCGCACUACACCGAUGACGCUUUGCUGUCUCCCGUCAGUCCAAGUAUGGAGCAGAAGAACCAGUUGGAUUACUUCCCCGGCCGGGAGAGGCGCUCCAGCUCCCAGUCGUACGUCGGCCGUCCCAUCGAGCUGGACAAGAUCUUACUGUCAAAGGUCAAAGUUCCCCACACCUUCCUGAUCCACUCGUACACCCGGCCCACCGUGUGCCAGCACUGCAAGAAGCUGCUGAAAGGCCUCUUCAGGCAGGGUCUGCAGUGCAAAGAUUGUAAAUUUAACUGCCAUAAAAGAUGUGCUCCAAAAGUGCCAAACAACUGCUUGGGAGAGGUUUCCAAAAAUGGAGAGCUGCUGAGUCCGGGGGCGGAGUCAGACGUCGUCAUGGCGGAGGGUUGCCUUGACGACCCUGAAAUGGACAGAGGCGGUGGACUGCUCGAUGACAUGGACGAAGCGCUGACAUCGGAGGGAAGUCUGCUCCUGGAGGCGGGGCCAAGCGACCUGUGUGACCUCCAUGACCCCGAUCUGGAUGAGUCCAACCGUGCCAUCAGCCCGUCCACCAGUAACAACAUCCCUCUGAUGCGAGUGGUUCAGUCCGUCAAACACACGAAGAGGAAGAGCAGCAACGUGAUGAAGGAGGGCUGGAUGGUCCACUACACCAGCAAGGACUCUCUGAGGAAACGACAUUACUGGCGGCUGGACAGUAAAUGCAUCACGCUGUUUCAGAACGACACAGGAAGUAAAUACUACAAGGAGAUCCCCCUGUCGGAGAUCUUGUCCCUGGAGCCGGCCCAGACCUUGUCGCUGCUCCCGGAUGGAGCCAACCCUCACUGCUUCGAGAUCGCCACCGCCUCGCUGGUUUACUACGUGGGAGAGAACCUGCAGAGGGCCGAAUCCUCGGUGAGCGGCAGCAGCAUCCUGGUGAGCGGCGUGGGGCAGGACGUGGCCCGGAUGUGGGAGAUGGCCAUCCAGCACGCUCUGAUGCCGGCCGUCUCCACCGGAGUGUGCCGCAGCUCCCACCGCACCGGACACAAGGAAGUUUCCAUCAGCAUCUCCGUGUCCAACUGUCAGAUCCAGGAGAACGUGGACAUUAACUCCGUCUAUCAGAUCUUCCCUGAUGAGGUUCUUGGUUCAGGACAGUUUGGCAUCGUGUACGGAGGUAAACACAGGAAGUCUGGUCGAGACGUAGCGAUCAAAAUCAUCGAUAAACUGCGAUUUCCCACCAAACAGGAGAGUCAGCUACGCAAUGAGGUGGCCAUCCUGCAGAGUUUGCACCACCCGGGCGUGGUGAACCUGGACUGCAUGUUCGAGACCCCGGAGCGGGUGUUCGUGGUGAUGGAGAAGCUGCACGGCGACAUGCUGGAGAUGAUCCUGUCCAGCGAGAAGGGCCGGCUGCCGGAGAGGAUCACCAAGUUCCUGGUCACGCAGAUCCUGGUGGCUUUGCGUCAUCUCCACUUCAAGAACAUCGUCCACUGUGACCUGAAGCCUGAGAACGUUCUGCUGGCCUCUGCAGACUCUUUCCCUCAGGUGAAGCUGUGCGACUUCGGAUUCGCCCGAAUCAUCGGUGAGAAGUCGUUCAGGCGUUCGGUGGUGGGCACGCCAGCCUAUCUGGCCCCCGAGGUGCUGAGGAACAAAGGAUACAACCGCUCCCUGGACAUGUGGUCGGUAGGAGUCAUCAUCUACGUCAGCCUCAGCGGAACUUUCCCCUUUAAUGAAGAUGAAGACAUCAACGAUCAGAUCCAGAAUGCUGCCUUCAUGUACCCUCCUCACCCCUGGAAGAAAGUCUCACAGGAAGCAAUCGACCUGAUCAACAACCUACUGCAGGUGAAGAUGAGGAAGAGGUACAGCGUGGACAAGACCCUCAGUCACCCCUGGCUACAGGACUACCAGAUGUGGGUGGACCUGAGGAAUCUGGAGUCCCGCAUGAACGAGCGCUACAUCACCCACGAGAGCGACGACCUGCGCUGGCACCACCACGCCCAGCUCAGCGGCCUGGACUACCCGGCCCACCUGGCCAACGGCCCCCCACAGACCGUGGUGGAGCGCUACAAGGAGCCGCAGGAGGAGCUGGAGACCCUGAGCGAGAGGGUCAGUGAACUCUGAGGGGCCGUGGCAGGAAAUGACUGGAAUACAGUG